Sus scrofa (pig) is the source of this 1563-nucleotide messenger RNA. It is a transcript of the gene TAF12, whose product is annotated as TATA-box binding protein associated factor 12. Gene Ontology annotation, molecular function: DNA binding; TBP-class protein binding; protein heterodimerization activity. NCBI's taxonomy places the organism in Eukaryota, Metazoa, Chordata, Mammalia, Artiodactyla, Suidae. The record is from RefSeq and is a predicted model, not a curated record. Gene Ontology annotation, biological process: RNA polymerase II preinitiation complex assembly; DNA-templated transcription initiation. Gene Ontology annotation, cellular component: transcription factor TFIID complex; SAGA complex.
ACUCGGGGAGGGCCGAGCAGUCGGACCGGCUGCUGAGACGAACGCUUCACUGGGGCAGUCUCCGCAUAUCAUGGGGAGAUAGACGCUGCUGCCUGUGAGUCUUGGGCCCUGGCAGUUGAGGAAUAAGAGCGGGAGGAGGGAGUCAGGACCCAGACCACAGUGGUCAGUGUUCGAAGAGCCAAAUUGUGAAGGAGACUGGGCUGUGUGAGGAAUCAGGCUCGUGGGACGGGACUGAGGGGCUCGGGGAUCGGAGAAGACGCGGCUGUGGGGACCUGGGCUCCAGACGGGACUUAGGGAACCGGGAUGGAUGUGAGUUCUCCCGCACGCAAGGGAAAGCGAGUUGAGAGAGAUAGGAUUAUGAGGAUCCGUGCUUCUAAGAGGAGAGGGUCGGAACUGAACGGGGUGUGAAGACACGGACUCCUGAGAGGUAAAAGCGAAGCUGUUAGGACUUGGGCUCUUAAGCGGCAGAAGCGGAACAGUGAAGACCCAGGCUUCUAACGAUUCAGAAACAGGGCAGCGAAGACAGGUUCCUGAGAGGCAGGAGCGUUGAUUGGCCUUGGUCCUCAUAGCUCCAAAAAGAAACAAGAUCUCGAUAAGCUCUAUGAGCUGAAGUCCAAAGCACGGCAGAUUAUGAACCAGUUUGGCCCCUCAGCCCUAAUCAACCUCUCCAAUUUCUCAUCGAUAAAACCGGAACCAGCUAGCACCCCUCCACAAGGCUCCAUGGCCAAUAGCACUACAGUGGUAAAGAUCCCAGGCACUCCUGGGACAGGAGGGCGUCUCAGCCCUGAAAACAAUCAGGUAUUGACCAAGAAGAAAUUACAAGACUUAGUAAGAGAAGUGGAUCCUAAUGAGCAAUUGGAUGAAGAUGUGGAGGAGAUGCUGCUGCAGAUCGCUGAUGAUUUUAUCGAGAGCGUGGUGACAGCAGCCUGCCAGCUUGCUCGGCAUCGCAAGUCCAGCACACUGGAAGUAAAGGAUGUCCAGCUGCAUCUAGAACGCCAGUGGAACAUGUGGAUCCCAGGGUUCGGCUCUGAAGAAAUCCGACCCUACAAAAAAGCUUGCACCACAGAAGCUCAUAAACAGAGAAUGGCAUUGAUCCGGAAAACAACCAAGAAAUAACACAUGGAAAGGUCAGGGAAUGGACAACAAUGUAUUUGGAGAUACUUGAGCUGAGACCUCAGCCAUCUCAUCCUUGGAUUUUUUUUUUUUUUAAUGCUUUACAGAGAAGCAUAUAUUUUUUAUUAACAGUGCAGCAAUAUCUAUAAUGACUGAGAAGAUCUGCCAAAAGAAUAAAGCCUCCUACCCCAACUUCCAGUCCCAUUUUCCUCCCGUCUCAAAGAAGAGCAGUGUAUCUUCCAGAGAAGAUUUUAUUUGGUUUAUUAUAUAAGUGAUUGACUAGGGGACAAAGCAUUAUGGUCUUGUUUGGUGAGGCAGUAUUAACAAGAUUUUAGAGAUUUUUUUUUCCUUCUCCCUUCCCCUUUUCCCUGUACUUUGUAAUGUCAGUGUUUAUAUGAAUAUGAUUUUCAUUUCCUUUUCCAGAAUAAAGAAGUUAUUAGUCAAAAGACA